Molecule: messenger RNA, 1104 nt
Organism: Seminavis robusta
Lineage: Eukaryota; Bacillariophyta; Bacillariophyceae; Naviculales; Naviculaceae
Source: the annotation of a GenBank genome assembly
AUGCAUCGAACAGGUGGCUCUUCCUCUACUCCCCUGCUCCUGGCUCUGCUGGUCAUGAUGUGGCCUGAAGGAAGCAGUUAUGAAGAGAUGCCCAAGAUGAUGCCACCCCAUACCCUCGACGACGACGGCUUGGCAAACUUGACAGUUUCCGCCAACAGCUCAAACGUUACUCUUGUGAUUCCCUUUGCCCCAGUCAAUCUGCAAGAUGUAUGUGACCCUGCAACUAUUGAUUCGAUCGAUCAAGUACUCUUGUGCGAAGAUGCAUGUGCCAAUGCUGAAUGUUGCUGGAAGACCAACACGUGCGUGGAGGACAUUGUCUGUGAACACUACUCGCCUUGCACAAUCUUGGUUCAUGCUACAUCGGGUCCCUCUGACGAGUAUGUGACCAUGAUGCCGACCGGCGACACUGUCGCCCAGCUGCCUCCUCCAGAUCUGCCGGAAAUAUGCUCUGCUGCUUCUCUUACAACUACAGAUGGAUUUCAGCUUUGCCAGGACGCUUGUAGGAAGAUGGAAUGUUGUUGGAAGCCUUUUGUUGCUUCCUGUGUCUCCGAGCCUGUAUGCCAAGGAUACACGCCCUGCUGGAAUUUGGUACCCAGAGGGAUCAGCCCCAUUGAGUAUGCAUGCGACCACGAGUAUGACCCUGCUGAAUGUGUGUCCAAAUGUGCCGAAGCAACAUGUGGCUUCGCCAGAGACAUAGAAGAGUUUUGUGAACCAGACACCAUUGUCUGCAGCUACUACGCAACUUGUGAGACCUUGUAUUCAAAUGCGAAUACCUACACCAAUACAGCAGCAGAGGAGGCAUGCUUCAGUAAUGUACAGGGUCUCCUUGCACCUUGUUUGGAAGUUUGUGCUGAAGCCACCUGCUGCUUUACAACCGAUGCUUCCAAGGCUUGUGACGCGACAGGCCCCGCCAUUGACUGCAGCGAAUAUGUUGCUUGUUGGUUCUUGUUUACGAACGAAAUAGAUGACGUUGCGGUUGAUUUUGCGUGCUAUGGAGGGAACCUGAGUGCAUUCAGCUGUGUGCUCCGAGUCCUUCUUAUCACGCAUGCAAAGUACUUUAUGAGGGCCACGCUCUACCAUAACCCACAACGAACCACUAGCUGA